AUGGAGAGAAAAAAGCACUGGGCUGCUUAUGAUUUUGCACGGGAUAGGGGGUUGAAGGGGAAAACACACGGAUCUCUCUCUUUUAGCCGUGCCAGCCCACGUCGCCCCAGCCCAGGUCGUCGGCCCGCCCCGCACCUGGUGCUGGUGCUGGCCGACGACCUGGGCUGGGGCGACGUGGGCUGGCACGGCUCUGCCAUCCGCACGCCGCGGCUGGACGCGCUGGGGGCGGGCGGCGUGCGGCUGGAGCGCUACUACACCCAGCCGCUGUGCACGCCGUCCCGCAGCCAGCUGCUCUCGGGCCGCUACCAGAUCCACACAGGUUUACAACACCAGAUAAUUUGGCCAUGCCAGCCCAGCUGUCUGCCACUGGAUGAGAAACUCCUUCCAGAGCUACUUCAAGAGGCAGGAUAUGUUACUCACAUGGUGGGGAAGUGGCAUCUGGGGAUGUACAGAAAAGAAUGCCUUCCAACCCGCAGAGGAUUUGACACUUACUUUGGCUAUCUCCUGGGCAGUGAGGAUUAUUAUACUCAUGACCGCUGUGUCCUCAUCAAGGCAAAGAAUGUGACACGCUGUGCUCUGGACUUUCGAGAUGGAGAAGAAGUUGCAACUGGAUUUAAAAAUGUGUACUCCACAAAUUUAUUCACAGAAAGAGCUAUAGAUCUUAUAGCCAAUCACAAAACUGAGAAGCCCCUCUUCCUCUAUCUCGCCUUUCAGUCUGUGCAUGAGCCUCUCGAGGUCCCUGAGGAAUACAUGAAGCCAUAUUCUUCCAUAAAAGAUGUAAAGAGGCGCCAUUAUGCAGGGAUGGUAACUCUUAUGGAUGAAGCGGUUGGAAAUCUUACUGAUGCUCUGAAAACAUACGGUCUUUGGGACAACACAGUUUUUAUUUUCUCUACCGAUAACGGAGGACAAACUUUAGCAGGGGGGAAUAACUGGCCACUGAGAGGGAGAAAAUGGACCCUCUGGGAAGGAGGCGUGAGAGGCGUAGGCUUUGUUGCAAGUCCUUUGCUGCAACAGAAGGGUGUAGAAAGUCAUGAACUCAUCCAUAUCUCUGACUGGCUGCCGACGCUGGUGCACCUUGCUGGAGGACAUACCAAUGGAACUAAGCCUUUGGAUGGCUUUGAUGUUUGGAACACUAUCAGGUCUGGGAUUUACUUAGCUAAGAAAAUUAAUGGUGAAGGAAGACCUUCUCCCAGAGUGGAACUGCUGCAUAACAUAGACCCCAUGUUUGUGGAUGACUUCCCAUGUCUUGGCAUCGACAAGAGGACAUCUUUACCGCAGAGCAAUUCUUCUCCAUGGGAUGGUGCACUUUUCAAUAUAUCCAUACAUGCAGCAAUAAGACAUGGAAAAUGGAAGUUACUAACUGGAUAUCCAGGCUGCAGUCAUUGGUUCCCUCCACCGUCUUUGUUCAAUGAGUCACACAUUCAAUCGUCUGAUCCAUCAACAAAGAGACUUUGGCUGUUUGAUAUUGUUCAUGAUCCUGAAGAGAAGUAUGAUGUGUCUGAAAAAUACCCUAAUGUGGUGGAAAAACUACUCUCACGGCUUCAGUAUUAUCACAAACGUUCUGUGCCUGUGUUCUACCCUGACGAGGAUCCCAACUGUGACCCAGCAGCAACUGGGGCUUGGGGUCCUUGGGCAUAGUGCACACAGCUUGGCAUUCUGCAAUAAACCUCUGUCGCAGAGCCUGGUUUAUGGACUCGGAGUCCUAGUCACAUAUUUUGUACUUUCUUUAAUAAGUUGUUGGUAAUUGUGACCUUAUUCUUUGAAUAAUUCAAGUAUUUCUUAUUCUUGAAUAAGAAAUACUCUCUCAUUCUCAAAAAUUGUAUGUGAAAUGUUAGUAAUUUUUUUUUAAAUAUUCUUUGUCUGGAAUAUACUUUUAGUGCUAAAGAAAAACAUUGCCUCCUUCCUUGAAAGAAAUUGAAAGGAAUUUAAUUCCUUGCAAGGAAUCAUGGCAGCAGGGACAUCCACAAUUAAUCAGUCUUGUGGAGUAUACUGAAUUCUGGUUUCAUCUUUGUCCAGAAGACAAAUUCUACUGAAAGCUAUUAUAUAAUCUGUAUUGGCAUAAAAAUUUUUGCCUUUAACAUGUACUUCCAUCCAGAAAAGGGAAGAGUAAAAAAAGAAAACUUCACAAAUACAACAAAAUCUCAAUUUCUUGUUCACUCUUAGUGUAUCAAACCAGAGUAGAGAAUGAUGAUCAACUGGAGUGCAGGGCUGUGGGGUAGAAGGAUCUUGACAGGCUGAAAAAAUGGGUGAACAAAGAUUUUAUUAAUUUCAGCUAAUUAAUUGCAGAGUCCUCCACUUGGGGUGGAACAACUGCAUUCAGGAGUAUAUGCUGGGCCAUGACCAGAUGGAAAGCAUUUUCAUAGGGAAAAAUUCUAGGCAUCCUUCUGGACAAGAAUUAGGACAAGAGUUGCCAUUUUCUCUCUAGGUGAAGAAAAUCAGCUACAUGUUGUUCUAUGUAAAUGAGAAUGUAGCCAGCAGCUAGGGGAAGUCUUAAUUCCUUUCUUUAAGCACUAGAGCAUAGCAUCACAUUUUGAGCUUCCCUAUACAGGAAAAGCAUUGAUGAGUUGGAGUUAGUUCAGUGAAGAAGUAUGAAUAUGAUCAUGGCGAGGAUAAAAAAUGGGUUAGUUUAUGCUGGUGAGGAAAAGGGUUUCUAUCUUCAGCUACCUAAUGUGAGAGCAUAGAGAAGAGGAAGCCAGACUCUUCUCAGAGAUGCACAAAGAUGAAAAGCACACAGGGAACAUGUGGAGUUCCAAUGCAAUAUAAGGAAGGGGAAAAAAAAUCACACCAUGAGUUUAAUUAAAUAUGGAAAUGUGGGACUCUGGCAACCCUAAUCCUGGGGAUGUUCAGUCUUUGGUCAGAGAAUUUUCUGAACAAUUCUAUCCCUGAAGCUGGACCAAAUUUGAAGAUAACCCAGUUUGUUAGAGAUGCUGAGGAACAACCAGUGACCUCCAAAGGCCCCUUUCUGCAGGAAUUACUCAACGACUCUGUGAUGAACAAAACCUUACUUUUAUUACCUGCCUGGUAAGUACCCUGUCUUUAUUACCAUAGUGGAAUCUGUUUUCAUCUUGAAGUGGGCUCUGAUCCCACUAUGAAGAAACCAAGCCAAACAACAUUUCUCAGUUAUUUGUCAAACUCAUGCAAGAUAACCUGCCAGCUCUCUAUGAGUGUCUCAUACCCUUAGUUCUGGUACUGCUUCUCAGUGUCCUUGUCAGGAUGCAGAGCUCAAUCUGUCAUCAUCUCCAGAAAGCAGGAAUCUAAUUGCCUUUUUCCUGGCUCCUAGACCAACUCAUAUAUAUUGCACUAAAAUUUUGCACAACUUCUCAGUUUUCUCUAAGAAGACUUGUGCUAAUUGUUAAUAAACAGAUUAAUGAA
This is a messenger RNA of Ficedula albicollis (Collared flycatcher), 3372 nucleotides long. It is a transcript of the gene ARSB, whose product is annotated as arylsulfatase B. The record is from RefSeq and is a predicted model, not a curated record. The coding region runs from base 1 to 1638 and encodes 545 amino acids. The transcript is spliced from 10 exons. NCBI's taxonomy places the organism in Eukaryota, Metazoa, Chordata, Aves, Passeriformes, Muscicapidae.